Molecule: messenger RNA, 1137 nt
Organism: Pediculus humanus corporis (human body louse)
Lineage: Eukaryota; Metazoa; Arthropoda; Insecta; Psocodea; Pediculidae
Product: zinc finger protein, putative
Exons: 5
Coding region: 1-1137 (378 amino acids)
Biological process (GO): regulation of transcription by RNA polymerase II
Cellular component (GO): nucleus
Molecular function (GO): DNA-binding transcription factor activity, RNA polymerase II-specific; RNA polymerase II transcription regulatory region sequence-specific DNA binding
Source: RefSeq, a predicted model, not a curated record
AUGUUUUCUAAUAAUAAUCGAUUCCUAUUUUCAGACAUAAUAGAAAAUGAUUUGGAAAAUUAUAAAAUGAGAAAAUUAAAUAAACAAAGGAUAGGUUGUAAAUAUUGUGAUAAAUUUUUCUCAUCGAACCUCAUUUUAAGUAAACACAUAACAAAUGAUCAUCCUGGAGAAAUAAACGAUUGUGACAGAACAUUUAAUCAUCCUAGUUCGUUAAUGUAUCAUAAGGAAUCCGUUCACAACGAUGGACGAAGAUUUGUUUGCAGCAAAUGUGGCAAAUCCUUUACUCAUAAACAAUUGCUACAACGACAUCAAAUGGUACAUUCGGAUUCAAGACCGUUUCCUUGUCCAGAUUGUGGUAUUCGAUUUAAAACAAAAUCAAAUUUAUUUAAUCAUAAAGUAGUGCACACGGGUGAAAAAAAAUUCAGUUGUCAAUUAUGCAAUCAGCAAUUUGCUCACAAAACUAGCCUAACUUUACAUCUUAGAUGGCACAAAGGUUACAGACCCUUUCAGUGCCCGAUAUGUCAAAAACGUUUCACUCAAAAUGGAAAUUUGCGUGAGCACAUGAGAAUACACUCGGGUACCAAACCCUACGGUUGCGAAUAUUGUGGAAAACAUUUCACGACAUCUUCGCAACAUAAACUUCACGUGAAAAGGCAUACGGGAGAUCGUCCUUGGAAAUGUAGUCAUUGUGGCAAAUCUUUUCUACACAAAGACACGUGGAAAACACACGAAAGGCGUCACACUGGGGAAAAACCUUUUCAAUGUACAUUUUGCAUGAGAGGAUUUGCCGAGCAUUGGUCUCUUAAGAAACACGUUAGGUUACAUACCGGCGAAAAGCCUUAUAAGUGUUUGACUUGUGGAAAAGAAUUUGCUGAUUGUUCGAAUUUGACCAAGCAUCGAAAAGUUCACAAUGGCGGAACCGCACCUAAAAUAGACAACACGGUUUGGAGUAUAAUUAAAUCGCAUCUUAUCGAUGGUAUAGCACAACCGGAACAACCCGAAGACGUACAACAAAUAAUUUACGUUACUUACCAAGAAAACGAAGAUGCCAAUUCUGGAAAAACGUUGCAUUUAGUUGAAAACAUCCAGAACGAAGCCGACGAGGUAUUCACGUCAUGCUUUUUUAUCACUUAUUGA